This is a messenger RNA of Aspergillus bombycis, 879 nucleotides long. RefSeq lists its product as uncharacterized. The record is from RefSeq and is a predicted model, not a curated record. Lineage: Eukaryota; Fungi; Ascomycota; Eurotiomycetes; Eurotiales; Aspergillaceae. The transcript has 7 exons. Bases 1 to 879 code for a protein of 292 amino acids.
AUGUCGAGUAAUAUGUAUCCAGCUUAUGCUGCAGGUGUCGUGGACUGCACAGUUCCUCCAAGCCUCGCCAGAGCCGGUGGCAUGGGGGAACAAGCCACGAGAGCAUUUGCCGCAGCAGGCGCAUAUGUUACCUUCGGCGAUUUGAAUGAGACAUCGGGGCUCUUACUCCAAAGCGAAUUGCGACCUAACGCGCAAUUUGUGAAAUGCGACGUGACCGACUUCGAAUCUCAAAAGAGACUGUUCAAAGCGGCGAAACAGAACUCCCCGAGCAAAACGGUCGAUAUCGCGAUUGCCAACGCCGGUAUCUCCGGAACUGACCCAAUUUUAAAAGGCGAAGAUACUGGAGGCGAGCCCAGCGCUCCUGACCUCACGAUCUUGAACGUCAAUGUCGUCGGUGUUGCCUAUACCUGUAAACUUGCCAGGUUCUACUUUUUGCAGCAUGAGCUUACAUCAGGCCGUGAUCGGUGUUUGAUUGUGCUGUCUAGCGCAGCUGCCUACGCGGAUGUUCCUGGGCGGCUUGUAUACAUGAUGUCUAAGUUCGCCGUACGAGGAGCAAUGAGGGCUCUGCGCCGGGGAACAGUCCACGAUGGGAUUCGCGCUUGUGCUCUUGCACCAUGGUUUGUGGAGACGAACUUUGUCUCCAAGGAAGUCAUACAAUUCCUCCACUCGAAGGGGGUCAAAUUUGCAAAUGCUAAGGAUGCGGCGGAUGCAAUGCUUCAUAUCGCCUCCGACAAAUCUAUAAAUGGAAGAUGCUUUGCAGUGGUCAAUCGUGAGGAGGCGCCACUAGGGUAUUAUGACAUGGAUUUAGAUGACUUUACCGACGGCUCGAAGGCAGGGGAGCAACAAUACCAGUUCCUCACCAUUUCCCAUGCAGCUUAG